ACUCGCCUCGCCCCCAAUCUCUGUGUCCUCCCCCGUCUCCUCCUCCUCCUCCCCUUCCCCGCUUCAGAGCCGGAGUAGCUGUGAGAGAGCGUGUCGGGCGCGCGCAGCGGAGCUCGGGCGCGCGCCCCAGGCAGGCAGGGAGGCCGGCGGCGGAGUGAUCCCGGCGAGCGGGUGCUGCGGCCGGGCCGGGUGAAUGGGAUUGAAGAAGAGUUCAGCUUCUCGGCUUGUUUUUGUGUCACAGUUUCUCUUCUCCUGCGCCUCUUCUGCUUCGUUCCUUUCUUCCCGUCCGCCCCCUGCUCCCCCCGGCAGGCGGAGCCCCCUGGGGAGAGGGGGAAGGAAAAGGACCUCCCAGAGGAGAGAGAGAAGAGGAGGAGGAGAAGGGAGCAACCUACCAUCUUCCACUCCCAGCUUAGAUUAAAGAAAGUGAGAGGAGAGAGAGGAGCCCAGAAGAGGGGGACAGGGAGGCCCAGAGGAGCCGCAGCACCUUCCCCCUAUGAAGAAGAGCCCUCCCCCUCAGAGAGAGGUCCUGCCAGGGGGACCCCAGCCAGCCACCAGCAGCAGCACCACCAGCAGGGGGGGGCUAGAGAACUGAAGGGGAAAAUCUGUUUUCCAGAACUGCAAAAGUUUGGAGAAAAGGAACUUUCAUUUUCUGAAGCCAGAGACUGAAGGCACUGUGGAAUUAGUAAAGAGACAGCUAGAAAGAGUGGAGAAGGUAGAGAAUGGAGUUGCAGACUCUACAGGAGGCUCUGAAAGUGGAAAUUCAGGUUCACCAGAAACUGGUUGCCCAAAUGAAGCAAGAUCCACAGAAUGCUGAUUUGAAGAAACAGCUUCAUGAACUCCAAGCCAAAAUCACAGCUUUGAGUGAGAAACAGAAGAGAGUGGUGGAACAGCUGCGGAAGAAUCUGAUUGUAAAGCAGGAACAGCCAGAUAAUAAGUUUCAAAUACAGCCAUUGGUACAAUCAGAAAACAAACUACAAAAUCCACAACAGCAACCACUACAACAACUUCAGCAGCAGCAGUCUACUGCACCCUCUCCAAACCUGAUUGGAUCACAGAAAACUGUGACUACAACUCCUAUGAUCACCACUAAGACACUACCUCUCGUCUUGAAAGCAGCAACUGCAACCAUGCCUGCCUCUGUUGUGGGUCAAAGACCUACCAUUGCCAUGGUUACUGCAAUCAACAGUCAGAAAGCGGUCCUCAGCACCGAUGCACAGAAUACACCAGUCAACCUCCAGACAACAAAUAAAGUUACUGGUCCAGGAGCAGAGGCAGUCCAAAUAGUGGCAAAAAACACAGUUACUUUGCAGGUUCAGGCUACACCUCAGCCCAUCAAAGUGCCACAGUUCAUCCCUCCUCCCAGACUCACUCCUCGUCCAAAUUUUCUUCCACAGGUUCGACCCAAACCAGUUGCCCAGAAUAACAUUCCUAUUGCCCCAGCACCACCUCCGAUGCUUGCAGCUCCUCAGCUUAUUCAAAGGCCUGUGAUGCUGACAACAAAGUUCACACCCAGCUCUUUACCCACCUCACAGAACUCCAUACACCCAGUUCGUGUUGUUAAUGGGCAGACAGCAACCAUAGCCAAAACUUUCCCUAUGGCACAGCUCACCAGCAUUGUGAUAGCAGCCCCAGGUACCAGGCUCGCUGGACCUCAGACUCUACAGAUCAGCAAACCAAACCUUGAAAAACAGACUAUUAAACCCCAUGUGGAAGCAGAGGAGAAGCAAACAGAGAGUCGUACCAUUACUCCACCAGCUGCACCCAAGCCAAAACGAGAAGAAAAUCCACAGAAACUUGCCUUCAUGGUAUCUUUGGGACUGGUUACACAUGACCAUCUGGAAGAAAUCCAAAGUAAGAGACAAGAGAGGAAAAGAAGAACAACAGCAAAUCCAGUGUACAGUGGAGCCGUUUUUGAGCCUGAGCGUAAGAAGAGUGCAGUCACAUACCUGAACAGCACAAUGCAUCCUGGGACACGUAAAAGAGGUCGUCCACCUAAAUACAACACGGUGCUGGGAUUUGGGGCUCUGACCCCCACAUCCCCUCUAUCCAGUCAUCCUGACUCCCCUGAAAAUGAAAAGACAGAGACCACAUUUACUUUCCCCGCAUCUGUUCAGCCUGUGUCCCUGCCUAGCCCCAGCUCCACAGACGGCGAUAUCCAUGAGGAUUUUUGCAGUGUUUGCAGGAAAAGCGGGCAGUUGCUGAUGUGUGACACAUGUUCACGUGUGUAUCACCUGGACUGUCUGGACCCACCUCUGAAAACCAUUCCCAAGGGCAUGUGGAUCUGUCCCAAAUGUCAAGACCAGAUGCUGAAGAAGGAAGAAGCAAUCCCAUGGCCAGGGACUUUAGCAAUUGUUCAUUCAUAUAUUGCAUACAAAGCAGCAAAAGAAGAGGAGAAACAGAAGCUACUUAAAUGGAGUUCAGAUUUAAAACAAGAAAGAGAACAACUAGAGCAGAAGGUCAAACAGCUCAGCAAUUCCAUAACAAAAUGUAUGGAAAUGAAGAAUACCAUUCUGGCAAAACAGAAGGAGAUGCACAGCUCCUUGGAGAAGGUAAAACAGCUGGUCCGCCUCAUCCAAGGCAUUGACCUUUCAAAAUCCAUAAACUCUGAGGUCAAUUCAGUAGCCAUCUCCAACGGCAUGGACUCGACUAACAAUGCUAAUGCUGCCGCCUCCACCCCAGCCCCAGCCCCUUCCCAGAGCUGCAUGGUGAACUGUAACAAAGGCGAUGAGACUAAAUAACACAGUGGAGUAAGAAGGAGCCAAGGGAAGUGGCGGCGAGGAGGAGCAGCAAAAUAAUGAAACUCUAGAAAAGCAAAACCGGAUUUCUUCUGGAAAGUGCAGAAUUCUUUAGUUCUUUGGUUCCAGAGAGAGCGUGAAGAUGCUUGUGCCAGGCGGCACCGGAGUUUGCCAAUUGAUCCUUCUUAUUCUGUGUGUACAUGCAAAGUUUGGAUCAUGUUACAUGAAUAGUGCCAGCUGGGGGUUCUUUGCCAGCACCAUGCCAAGUGAAAUAAUAUAUUUACUCUCUCUAUAUUUUACACCAGUGUGUGCCUGCAGCAGCCUCCACAGCCACUAUAGGUUUGUUUUAUUUUUGUUUGGGGUGAGGAGCAGGGAUGAGGGAGGAGAGCAGGUUUCAAAUCCUUAUUUGCAGAACAGUUUGUUUAGGUAGGGAAAAAAUAAGUCCAAAGAGCCUGUGGGCUUUUCCUGUUUCUAAACUCUCAGCACUAUUAAACCAAAAAACAGAAGUAUAAAUUAACAAAUCCCAGUGCCCAGAGGGGACAAGUAUAUCAAAUAAGCAGUAUUUACUAUUGUUUAGACAGGAGAUGUACAAAACAAAAUGGGGAUGGAUUUUUCGCCGAGUAACGAGCACAUGUGCAGGCUGGGGAUUUUCUGUCCUGGCAGCUUUGGGUUAACCCUGUUUCUUCACACUAGACAAAUGAAAUGCAUUGGAGAAUUGGAUUGGUUUGGAUCUUCAAGUUGAUCCAGGAAGCCUUUGUUGGGAGAGGGGACCAAAAUGGUUGAGUUGAAGCAUUGAAAGGGGGUGUCUCAAGGGAAAAUGUGCAUCAAUGAUUUUACUUGAAAAUGAGGUUCCAACCCUUUUCUAUAUUUAUAAAACAACAAAAAUAUCCUGAACAAAGCAGCACAUGACCCAGAUGUGUGCACUGAACAGAGAAAUGUCCUUUUCUUUCAUUUCCUCUCUUUCUUUUGGUAACAAAAAAUAAAUAAGGAAUAGAAAAGCUGUUAUUCAGGCUGACAGUCUAAUUAAAGAGGUAGAUGGGACCUUGCAUGGUAUAGAUUAGAAGUAAUAGUGUCAGUGAGAUACAGUGAGUCUUUGUGAGUCCUUGUGUCAUCGUUUUGGGCACUGUUUUUUUAUGCAAGGGCAAAAUCUUUGUAUCUGGGAAAAAACAACUUUUUUAAAAUGAAAAAGGAAAAUAAAAGAUAUUGAGGUCUUCCUAGUGUUACUUAAAAUAAGAUCAAGGUAAGAAACAUUGUAAAAAUUAUAAAAGUGCUAUUUGUUUCCUAAACAAGUGAUUUCUAUUAAAAAGGUGUCAGAACUGGAGAAAAUGCUGUGUGCUUAGAAUUUUUUGACACAGACUUUGCCUAUUAUGAUGACAUUCUGCUGUGUUUGUGUUUUAAAAUCCCAUGGGGCAGGUUUCCGUAGGUAUAUCAUACAUGCCACUGGCUGAAUUCUAAGUGCUGCAACUCACUCUCCAUCGGGAGGAGCUCUCUGUGUUGUCUCCUUUUAUCACAUCUACCCAUUCUUUUGUGUGUUAGUAGCCCAGAAAAGAGCACUGGCAGCUUGAUUGUUAAAGCCUUUAUGCUUUUGUAAUAUUUAAAUAUGGACUGAUUAGAUCACAGGUGUAGAAUUAAUGGGGAUGAAAGACAGUGGAUUUGUUACACCUGAAAUCUCCUUUUGUCAUAUCACCUUAUUUCAGAAUUCCAUCUCUUUCAUAUUAUAGUGUGACUGUGGGUAGCAGAGCAUGUCUGGUGAGUUCCAUUAUUAUAGGGAUUGUUUGUGUCAGUUUAGUGUGCUGGACAUGCAGUGGCUAUCAGUUCUGCUAACGCAUAUGAAUGUAUUGGGCCAAAGCCUGUUCCCAUUGAACUCAAUGGCCAAACUCCCCCUGGCUUCAGUGAGAGCAAUGUUUGGCCCACUAUGCAGAUGAACUCAGGCAGAGCUCCUUGUGUGGUGAUGAGGGUGCAUGUAUUUUAAUAGCCAGGUAGACAUGCUCCGGGGAUGGCAAUGCAACACUGAAAAGCUUUGCAUUUUGCUUACUGUGUUCUGGGCAAAGCAGAGUGAAUACCCUGACUCUGGCAUAGCCUGAAAAUCUCACUGCAGCCAUAGCUGCAUAUGCUCCUUGGAGAUCCUUGGCGCUGUUUUCUUCACUCUCCUUUAGUGUCUGUUUUUACUAACACUUUGUUCCUCAGGGACACUUCCCCUUUUCCAGUGAAGUGAACACACACUUUUUUCAGCUCUGAGCCCAGGAGCUGAUCCUCAGUUCUUACACUUGUCAGUAGAUUUGGAGGAGGAAUUCUUGUGUGCUCUUCUCAGCUUGCCCUAUGAUAAACUAGACUUUAUCUUCAAAUGUCUGUGUUCUGGUCUGAAGCCAGUUAAGCAGCAAAGAUCAGUUAGCAGGAGUGGCAAAGCAGGAACACAGCCCUUGAAACAAAUUUAAAACUGAUCAAAGGAAAUACUUUUUUUGUAACAACACACAAUUAACCUGUGUAACUCAUUGGGGCCAGUUGCUUAGUAGGAUUUUUAAAAGGAUCCAAUAUUUAUAGGAUAAUGAGAGAAAAUAAACUAGGGAUAUAUGCCCUCUUGCUUUAGGGCAUAAGCCAGUCACUGUAGAGGGGUUUCUUCCACCUCUCUCUGAAGAUACUAUGUCAGAGACUGGCUACUGGACUAGAUGGACCCCCAGUCUUACUGGCAUGGCAAUUCGCAUAUUCCUGUGAUUCCCCCAGUGUUACCUUCACAGUGCUGUUUGGAGCACUGUGCCAUUGGGGGUCACAGUACAUUUGAAGGCUGAGUACUGGUUUGAUUUCUCCUCUGCCAGUUACUGGAAGGGGCUGAGGCUGGAAUUCAGUGGUAGUCUUACUUGUUUUGAAAGGCAGUGCAGCACCAGGAGAUGUUAAUACCUUGUCCUUUCCAUGCCACCCCUGUAAACACACCCACUGCCCCUUUCUGAAGGUGUCUGCUUGUCUCUAGGCUCUGAAGAGGUACAUCAAUUUACUUAGGUCUGAUUUCUACCCAUGUUAAAAUUUUUGUUAGAAAAAAUCCUCCAGACUACAAAAGCCUACCAUAAGUUCCACUAUGACCUGGCAGGGAAAUGGUGAGAGUUGGAGUUUUUGUCUCUGGUAGAUUGUUUCCUUCUCUCUGACCCUUUUUGGUAUGCUUCCCCUAUUGGCUCUGCAGCAACAUCAGUUAAUAGGCAAGUACCAUUCCAUGAGCUGUGCUGACAUUAGCAAUGCUGCUGCACAGACAUUAAGUAAACAGGAGCCACUGCUGUCCAGCUGGAAACACUGGGCAGUGAGGGAAUUGACAGGGGGGGAGAUAGCUCAGUGGUUUGAGCAUUGGCCUGCUAAACCCAAAUUCAAUCCUUGAGGGGGCCAUUUAGGGAUCUGAGGCAAAAAUUGGGGAUUGGUCCUGCUUUGAGCAGGGGGUUAGACUAGAUGAUCUCCUGAGGUCCCUUCCAACCCUGAUAUUCUAUGAUUUACUAAAUAGAAAAUAAUAUAUAUAUAGAUUUAGCUGCUCAGAGGAGUCCCAAACAAUGCAGAAAUUACAACUGUUUGGUAGUUAGCUUUUAUCUUUCUCUAAUAUCUGCUGCCUUUUCUUUCCUGUCAUAUUUGGUAUGGUCUGAUGGUGUUGAAACCUCUCCAGGUCUAAAUUUCUCUGAACUGAGGCCAUAUGGAAAGCUACAUAUAAUAAUACUUAGUAUUUUGUAUUUCCUAAGCAGCAUAUGGACAUUUAGCUAAUCCUUAUAUCACUGCCAGGAGUAGGUGACGACUUAUUCCCAUUUAAAGAUUGGAAAACUGAGGCAGGGAGCUAAAAUGAGGCCACAAAGGGAGUUGGUAUCCGAUGCAUUUCCAGCUCCCAGCCCAACUAAGUCGUGCUGCCUCUCUCACUGCUCAGAAAAAGAACAAGUGAAUUUUAGAAAUAGCUUUUCCCUUAUCCUUGCAAUCUGUUCUUAAAAUGUCUGGAAGGUACAUUUGUGGGAUGUCAUGCAGACAGAAUACUUGACAGAAUACUUAGUAUGAUGAUUUAUUAUUUGUUUAGAGCCAUCAGUGUGCUCAGUGCUGUACAAAACAGACAGUCACAAAGUAGUACUGGUGUGGUUUAUUGGUGGACAGUGUAGGAAACUUAAUGGUUCUGUGAGUGCAUCACUGGCAGGUGAUUAUCAGUGGUAGGAUAAAAUGCUUUGCACCUGGAGAAUCCUGGUUAAGAGGGUCUGUUAUAUGAGCAACUCAAAAAUCUUAUUCGCCUGUAGUUGCAAAUAUGACUCUUUUGGUAAUGAUAAUUUACAUCUGCCUACCUAGAGUUAAAAGGUUGUGGAGAUUUUGUGGGCAGAUCUAUUAGUUUAGUUGUUGACAGGAAGUCAGUGAUGUAUUUUAUUGACAGUACGACAAGGCUUCAGAAAGCAAAUCCAUAUCCAAACUGUCUGGAGAUUUGAAGAUUAAUCCUGACCUCCUCAACUUCAAAUCAGCUUCUUCCAGGGACUGUUCCAGGCCCACCCUUUGUACUCUGAGCCUGGCCAGCAUUCACAAAGGCCCAGAGUGAAAUCCUCCUCUUGUGGCUGCCUGAGGUACUUGGAAUAAAUGGAGGUGUCCUUAUAAUACAGAUGUAGCAAAACAUCAUCAAUGAAUUUGCACUGCAGGUAUAUCCCUAGCAAGACUGAACCAUGUCUGAUUUGCUCUCACACCAGCUUAAUACAGCAUGAAAAUUAAACCCUUUUUUAAAAUACGGAAUAUUCAGAUGCCAAAACCGAAACUUUUUGCUGGAGGCUUCCCUGGUCCAGCCUUCUCAAAGGACAGAAGAGUAGUGAUGACAUGACCAGGCAUAGGGUAGGACGUUCUGUUGCACCUGCCACUAGGCACUUUAUCUGUCAGCUCUAUCCCCAUCCCUGUUCAGGGCACAGACAAGAAUUUUGGCUGAUAUGGGGUCUGAGGUGAGCAGUGGGCCCAACUCUCCUUUGGCCACCUUCCAGGACCCAGACCAGGGCUAGUUUGAUAAGACUCAAUCCUUGGCACUACAUGUGGUCUACUAAGAAGUCCAGCAUGCCUGAACUACAGUUAGAGCAGCCUCUUCUCUGUGCUCCAUCAUAGCAAGAGGAGCCUCAAGGGCAGCGGUUCCUUGUUCCUGCCCCAUAAAUAAUUUUACCACCAGCCUCUUGGCUCUCCCUCCCACAUCCAUGUGGGGGAACAUGCUAAGUACUCCCUCAGCAGCCCAGCCACGAUGAGCUCUGAAGCUCCCCCGCCCUUAUGAUUGUACUACAUUCUUCCCACCAAAAGAGGGAUUCCCUAGCCACAUCCACUAUAAAGUUCCCUCAGUCCCUUCUUCCCCUCUCCUUGUCCUGCUGGAAAUAGCAAUUACAGUCUAGCAAUCAGGCUUUAAGGGGUUCUUGAACACUGAGGAUUCAAGGCAAGUUCAGGCUUGCCAGGUUGCCACAGAAGGCUUACUGCCAAGACUGCUCCCUCCUGGAUUUUUCUGUACAGAAGAGGAUUUGCAUAGAUGGCUUUUUCAACCCAGAGAAAAAGGAUAAAUGUUUUCCCCUGCACCUGACUUGCUUGGCAUUAUCAAGGAGUCCUGGGCUCACUUGAUCAGCAAACUGCCGUACCCAAGGCCAUUCACAAGCUGUAUCACCAGCCAGAAGUGGGCUCUGCAGUCUUCUCUAUUUAGAAGACACGAUGUUUAAGGCCCCUGCAACAGAAAGCUAAAUCUGUAAAUGCACCUUGGCUGAGCAGCUUCAGCAUGUUGCCUCAGAUCCAUACUGUUGGCCAUCAGAUGUAGAACAGGAAAUGCCCAAGGAAUUAGCUCUGGAACUCCUGCUCCUAUAUAUCUCCAAGCUUCCACCCUUUUCAUUCAGAUCCCUCAUAUAAAGGCUUACUCCUUUGAUAACAUCCGCAAGAAGGGAUGUGAUGAUACUUCAUAAAUCCUUCUCUGGUAUUCCCUCCUGUGGGCUAUCCAGUGUAUCCCAUCUUUCCCAUUUCACCUUGUAGACUGGGACAAGGACUGUAGUUUUGUGUCCUGUACAGGAUGAGCAUAUAUGAGCACAUAUUUGGAAACUACACAAUAAAGUAUAAUUAUUUAUACAUUGCAUUGGUGUGCAUGGUAUUAAUAGAUCAAUAAAACGACAGGCCUUUUUCCCCCUAUGUUUCCCCAAUACUGAAGUUCCGCUAAAGGCAGCAACAGCAGGAGCUCUAAUGUAGGCAAGGUUCUGAUGAACCUCUGGUUUUCUAACUGCUAUGUUGCCUGAACCUACAUUGCUAAGGUUAAAUGACAGGCAGCUGGUCUACGCUAGUGCUUUAAUGGGUGAAGUUGGAGCAGUGGUAGCAACAGUAGGAUAUUUUUAGAGGAAAAAAUGCUAGUGUAAACACAGCCUGUGAUUCUGGGCAGUGCAGUGAAUGAUCAGCCUGAAGGCACAUAUGUUCAGCCAUACUGCCACCAUGUACAGGAGCUACUGACCUGCCUCGAGCAGCAUCUGUGCUUCUCCUCACCUCCCUGUUCUGGAGGGGAACACUGGAUGGGCACAGGGGAAACAAAAGGGAGCCUUUUUCUCAGAGCAGGGGCAUGUAAGGGCGUGAGAGUCAAUGUGUGGUGCAGAGAGAGUAAGGGGAGGAACAGACGGGAAGAGCAUGGGCAGGAAGAGGAAAGGGAGAAUAGAUGGGAGGGAAAGGAGAAAUGACACAGGGGUGGGGAAAGGUAAAAGAAAAGCAUAGGAAAAUAUCCCAAAGGAGCACAGAAACGAGGGGGAGCAGUGCUGCAGUUAUAGGGUUGAAGGUAAAGGGGCUGGGCCUAGGACCCAGAGGGGCAGAUACUCUCUUUUCCUAUCUUGACCUCUCCUGUGACUUGGUUUCUUUUUCCACAAGAGGAAUUCCUCUAAUUUAGGCAAGAGCUUCAAAAGACAAAAGGAAAGUGUUUUGGGAAGCACCCAAGUAUCUUGGGUGGGCCCAUUGCCAGAAUCUCUUAGAGCAUCGAUAUAAGUUAAGAAGCAGCGCAUUGGUACCAGACUGGGGAUACUUCUCACAUAAAUUCAGUGCGCAGGAAAGGGAACAAUCGCUCCAUUGUUACUGUUUUUACUAGUUCUGUAGUGCCCAAAUGUGUAGUGGUGCUUCAAAAACAGAGACCCACUGCCCCAAAGUGGACAAAGGGCAAGAAAAGGCUGCUAACUGGUCCAGGUUGAUGCCAGUCUCCUGUCAUUUUAGCAGUGUUUUUAUCACUUUUGGUUUGUUUUGAAAUUACGUUUAUUUACUUAUUACAAUGCAGGCAGCAUAAACUCAGCCACUUCCUACUCCUUUGUUCUCUGGCAUUCAGAAAGCUUUCUUUAGCCGUGUUGUGGGAAAAAAUGAAGAAUUGGCUGGUGCCUCUGAGCCAGAAAAGAGAUUCUAUUUUCACUAAACAAGCAGAGUUGCACAGUGGAUUGAGCACAAGGCUAGGGCCCAGUAACUCCUGAGUUAUAAUCCCAGCUCUGCUAUGCGUUUCUUGUGUGGCCUUGGUUAAGUCUCUAGGGGAAAUUUUUCAACAGUUGCCUCUGAUUUUUGGUUAGCCAGUGUAAGAGCAAGGGCCAGAUUUUUCAGAAGUCCUGUACUGAGCACCCACAGUUCCAGUUAAAGCAUGUGAAGCUGCCAGGGCUCAGUACCUCUGAAAAUCAAAAUGAAGGCAUCUCAAGUUGGGCACCCAAAAAAAUCAGCUGCCACUUUUGAAAAAAACAAACCCCUUAUAUAUCUCUGUUUCCCCCUCUAUUAAAUAGUAAUGGGGUGGUAAUUCUACACUUGCUGUAUAAGGGCCAAGUGUUUCUCUCAUUCUUUGGUCAUCAGGAACUGACACCACUGAGCGAAUGGGUAUAUUAACAGUAACAGAUGAACAGAGCAGCAGGCUACAUGUUAUUGCUUGCUCUGGGCUAGUCUGUAAUUCUGAAACACGUUUUCAUAUGGUUCCUCAUUUUAAUGAUCAUUGUCUUGAAAUAGCUGACUGACUCUAAGGCUGAGAGCAGAAUUUAACAUGAACCUUUCCCUUUCAAAAUUUACUUUGCCUCUGGGUCACUCCCUGUACCACCCAUGACAGGCAGCCAGGGCUCCUUAGAAGAUUACAUUUUAAAUUGCCCUAAGAACAAUGCCUGCUUCCCAGCCUGAACCCACCAGCCUCAUCCAGGCAUGCGCUGCUGGAGAGUCUACUAUGAGCUCCCACAUUCAGGCUAUGGCUUCACUGACAAAAACAUGUUUUUUACCAUGGGCUAACUAAUGUGUGUGUGUUGUCAUGCUGGAAAAACUAGGGAAGACAAGGCACCUGUAGUUUUACAUGGAGGUAACCUAGGCAGGGUCAGUUACGAGUGGGGGUAUAGUGUUGAUCUUGCCUAGUUUAUCUCACCACAAGUGCCUUGUCUCCACUUAUAGGCCCUGACCAGCUUUAAAAUUGUCAUGGUUCAUAUUGAAGCCAUUGAGCUAGAGAUGAAAGACUCCAUAGCUUAGUUCCCAUCACCUGAGCCAUCUUAUCCUCUCCCACCCACCUGAUUUUCUUGAAAUGCUCUUUAGUAACAGAUCCCACACCCCCUGCCUGUGCCUUCAGCCCCUGGCUGUGUUAUACCUACCUGUGAGCUAAUUCCAAGUCGCUGUAGAAGGGGAAAAUAGCAAAGAGGCUAAUAAUAAUUUGGGCACUGGGUUCUAGAUAAAGAAACAGGAAAGCAGCUGUUUUUGAGGGGUCCUUAAUUUCUGUAACAAGGAAGUGGCCCCAGCAUCUCAUAUACCUGUGGCAGGAUUGAGUGGUUACACUUGAAACUAGCAUCUUCAGUGCAAGUACAUGUAAAAGAUCAGCAGCAUAAGUCCUUAGUGCUCCAGGGCACUACCAGAAAAAGUAGCAGGUUUUGUCUUUGGUU
Molecule: messenger RNA, 11581 nt
Organism: Caretta caretta (loggerhead turtle)
Lineage: Eukaryota; Metazoa; Chordata; Testudines; Cheloniidae
Gene: PHF21A
Product: PHD finger protein 21A
Biological process (GO): negative regulation of transcription by RNA polymerase II
Cellular component (GO): histone deacetylase complex
Molecular function (GO): chromatin binding
Source: RefSeq, a predicted model, not a curated record